AUGGCUAAGGACAAGAAGGGAAGCAAGGCUGCUGCUGCGCCUGUCAAGGCCAGCAAGUCCGCUCAAGUGGCAGAUGUUAAGGUCAAGGCUGGUCGCGUGACCAAGCCGGCCGAGAAGGCCUCCAAAAAGGUCGACAAGAAGACCAAGAAGGUCAAGAAGGAGCCUACUCCAGAGCCUUCCAGCAGUGAGGAGGACAGCGACGACGACGCUUCCAGCGACAGCUCGGACAGCUCCGAGGAGGUCGUGUCCAAGGUUGCUGAUGCCGCCGCUGCCGUUGGCAAGGCUGUCAAGUCAAAGGUCAACGGUGCCGCAGCUGCGGUCUCUGGCGCGARGAAGGAUGAUAGCGACAGCGAUUCGUCCGACUCCGACUCUGACAGCGAGGCUGCCCCCGCACCCAAGAAGGCUGCCACCAACGGCAAGGUUGUCAAGAAGGAGGCGGAGUCUGACUCCGACUCUUCCGAAGACGAUUCCGAGGAUGAGAAGAAGCCUGUUGUCGCCGCCAAGAAGGAGGCCACUUCCGAUUCUUCUGAUGAGGACUCCGACGAUGAUGACGAGCCCAAGGCCAACGGUGGCGCAGCUACCUCUGACUCGGACGAUUCCGACGAUUCCAGCGACUCUGACGAGGAAGAGAAGCCAAAGACCGACAGCAAGAAGCGCAAGGCCGAGAGCGAGGCAAGCCAGACACCAAAGAAGGUCAAGACGGAGGCUGCUGCCGUUGACGAGAGCGCGCCUACUGGCAACCUUUUCGUCGGCAACAUCAGCUGGAACGUUGAUGAGGAGUGGCUCACACGCGAGUUCGAGGAGUUCGGUGAGCUGACCGGCGUGCGAAUCAUCACCGACCGCGAGUCUGGCCGCAGCAAGGGUUUCGGAUACGUCGAGUUCAAGGAUCCACAGCACGCAAAGGCCGCUCUUGAGGCCAAGACUGGCGCUGAGCUUGACGGACGUGAGCUCCGCCUCGACUUCAGCACCCCCCGUACCAAUGACGGCGGCGACCGUCAGCAGCGCACCAACGACCGCGCGAAGGCCUUCGGCGACUCCACCAACGCUCCGGCUGCGACGCUGUUCGUCGGCAACAUUAGCUUCGACGCCGAUGAGAACACCAUCACCGAGUACUUCCAGGAGCAUGGUACUAUCAAGGCCGUUCGCCUGCCAACUGACCGCGAGACUGGCGCACCCAAGGGCUUCGGCUACGUCGAGAUGGGCUCCAUUGAGGAGGCUCAGGCUGCCUUUGCCGCCCUUCAGGGUGCCGAUGUUGCUGGCCGUGCUAUCCGUCUCGACUACGCCGCCGAGCGUUCCAACGACGGUGGUGACCGCGGCGGCCGUGGUGGCCGUGGUGGUGGACGUGGCGGCUUUGGCGACCGUGGCGGUCGUGGUGGUGGUGGCUUUGGAGGCCGUGGCGGCGGUCGUGGUGGCUUCGGCGAACGCGGCGGACGUGGCGGUGGACGUGGUCGUGGCGGUGACCGUGGCGGCCGUGGUCGUCCUCAAACCACCAACCGUGGUGGCUUUGGAGACUUCUCCGGAAAGAAGGUCACCUUCUAA
Messenger RNA from Ramularia collo-cygni, 1539 nucleotides. RefSeq lists its product as uncharacterized. Gene Ontology annotation, molecular function: mRNA binding. Bases 1 to 1539 code for a protein of 512 amino acids. The record is from RefSeq and is a predicted model, not a curated record. Gene Ontology annotation, cellular component: cytosol. Lineage: Eukaryota; Fungi; Ascomycota; Dothideomycetes; Mycosphaerellales; Mycosphaerellaceae. The transcript is spliced from 2 exons.